Molecule: messenger RNA, 1500 nt
Organism: Colletotrichum higginsianum IMI 349063
Lineage: Eukaryota; Fungi; Ascomycota; Sordariomycetes; Glomerellales; Glomerellaceae
Exons: 3
Coding region: 1-1500 (499 amino acids)
Source: RefSeq, a predicted model, not a curated record
AUGGUUUCUCCCAUGAACUCGCUGAGGAGGCGUGCCAUUCGCCGCCCACACUUCGCAAGGGACGAUUUGAAGAUCGAGAUCCGCGACGACCCCGGCGAGAUCUCGUCCGACGACGACGACUCCCCUUCGCCCUCCGGCUCGACGUUCCCGCCCGGCGCGCGGCCGACCGAGCCGCCAUCACCACCACCGGCGCCGCCCGUCGUCCUCAACCCGGCCGAUCCCACCGAGAGCAUCUCGUCGUCGUCGUCGUCCACGUCAACUGACUUCCCGACGCCCACGGCGCCCCCAAAGGGACCUCAACGCGGCCAGCCUCCCGGCUUUGACACCUCCGUCACUUCGGAAUCGUCCAGCUCCUCAACCAGCUCCUUUCCCACCGCAUUCCCCCAGAGCACAACCGGCUCCGACUCGCAACCGACGGGAGGCGCGGCCAGAGGCGGAAACGAGGAGGGACUCGGCAACGACAGGUCGAUCGAGACGGGAUGGACGCCGACUGCCAUCGCGUUCGGGACCAUUGCCAUCGCGGCGCUCUUCCUCGUCCUCGGCGUCGGCAUCUGGUGGUGCGUCCGCUACCAGAAACGCCGCAAGGCCCGCAAGAUGUACGACCGCAACAUCUCUCCCGAUGGUAGCUUCUGGGACCCCUCGGCCACCUUCUCGCCGCCCUCCGCCGCCGCCGCCGCCCCGGUCCGGCGGUCCCCGUCCUCCGUCAUGGCCGAGCUCAUGGGCCACGCCUACGCCGCCGAGAACGGCCACGGCGCCGCCGGAGCCUACGCCAGCGACAACGCCGACCGCAACUCCCUCACGCCCCAGGGCUACCUCGACGAGAAGCGCCACGACCCGGCCCGCCAACUCCCCAUCCUCGAGCCCGCGCCCGUCGCCCAGCCCAACGUCCGCAACUCCUUCGCCAGCUGGAUCCGCCGCCACCACCCGCUCAAGCUGAACCCCAUGUCCGGUCGGAACAGCGUCUACUCCACCCGCACCCUCGCCGCGAGCAGCCGCUCCGUCAACAACGCCCCGCUACCGCCGGUCCCCGCCGUGCCGGACGUCUACCGGAGCUCCGACCGCCUCGAAGCUCCCCCCGGGCUCGGCAUCCAGCAUCAACAACAACAACAACAACAACACCACCACCAAAACAACAACAACUACAACAGCAGCAGAAGCAACCUUCGGUACACCACCUCCUCCAGCAGAUACGACGACGACACGGACGACAGCCCGUCGACCGGCUACAACACAAACUCCCUCCUGUCGCUGUAUCACACCCAGCCCCAGCACCCGCACCAGCAGCAGCCCGGCCAGCCGCCCUGGCUGAUGGACCCGCCGCCCGUCGUCUUCGGCGAGCGCGGCGUCUCCAUGGCGCCCACCGAGGCCACGGCGAGGACCGAGAGCACCUGGCGCAGCUGGGGCGGCGGCGUGACGCAGCCCCAGCACCAGCAGUCGCCGCCGGGCACGCCCCGGAGGGGUUGGAUCGAGAAGUGUAUCAAGUUUGGCGGCCUGAAAUGA